AUGGACACGGGCCCGGAGCGCAACUGGAACUCGCCGGCAUCCCCGCCGUCCUCGCUCGAGCAGGGGAUGCCAACGUCGCCUGCGUCGCCGACGCCGAAGCGCCCCGCGGGGCGAACCAAGUUCAAGGAGACGCGCCACCCGGUGUUCCACGGCGUGCGCCGUCGGGGCAGCAACGGCCGGUGGGUGUGCGAGGUGCGCGUGCCGGGGAAGCGCGGCGAGCGGCUCUGGCUCGGCACGCACGUCACCGCCGAGGCGGCCGCGCGCGCGCACGACGCCGCCAUGCUCGCGCUGUACGGCCGCACCCCCGCCGCGCGCCUCAACUACCCCGACUCGGCGUGGCUGCUCGCCGUGCCCUCCUCCCUCUCCGACCUGGCGGACGUCCGGCGCGCCGCCAUCGGGGCCGUGGUGGACUUCCUGCGCCGGCAGGAGGCGGGCGCCAGCGCCGGCGCCGUCGCUGAGGAGGCCCACGUCGACGGGAUCGCCUCCGCCGCGUCGGCGCCAGACAAUGCCAGCUCGUCGGCGGCGGCGGCCCACUCACAGCCGCCAUGCGCCAAUGCGGGGUACGAGGUGCCGGACGCAUUGUGCCACGACAUGUUCGAGCUCCACACGUCCGGCGAAAUGGACGCGGGCACGUACUACGCGGACCUGGCGCAGGGGCUGCUCCUGGAGCCGCCGCCGCCGCCGUCCAGCGGGGCGAGCUCGGAGCACGGAGACGAUGCGGCGCUAUGGAACCACUGAUGACACCGAGCGGGGACUCGGGUCAAAACUAUCUUGGCUCCGUUGAUUUAUUUCUUUAUUAUUUAUUCCGAAAAAGCGCCCCGUACGUGCACGGUGUGGACCCAUG
Triticum dicoccoides is the source of this 844-nucleotide messenger RNA. Its product is annotated as dehydration-responsive element-binding protein 1H-like. The transcript has a single exon. The record is from RefSeq and is a predicted model, not a curated record. Gene Ontology annotation, biological process: regulation of DNA-templated transcription. Gene Ontology annotation, molecular function: DNA-binding transcription factor activity; DNA binding. Lineage: Eukaryota; Viridiplantae; Streptophyta; Magnoliopsida; Poales; Poaceae. The coding region runs from base 1 to 738 and encodes 245 amino acids.